Eucalyptus grandis is the source of this 1251-nucleotide messenger RNA. Its product is annotated as transcription factor MYB96. NCBI's taxonomy places the organism in Eukaryota, Viridiplantae, Streptophyta, Magnoliopsida, Myrtales, Myrtaceae. The record is from RefSeq and is a predicted model, not a curated record. The transcript is spliced from 3 exons. Gene Ontology annotation, biological process: response to auxin. The coding region runs from base 207 to 1154 and encodes 315 amino acids.
UGCCAAUCCCUCUCCGAUCUCUUGCUCUAUUUCUCUCUCCAUUAUAUAAAGCAAAAGGGUCUCAGGAUUAGCACUUUUUUUACCAAGGCAAAAAUUACACAAACAGAAAAGAGAAGAACGAGAAAAAGAAAAGAAGAAGAAGCCUAGUUGAAGCAAACGGAAAGAUAUUAUUUGCUGAGAAGUGAAGAGGGUUGAGUGGUUUUGGAAUGGGAAGACCACCAUGCUGCGAUCAAAAUGGGGUCAAAAAAGGUCCCUGGACUCCCGAAGAGGAUAUCAUACUGGUGACUUACAUUCAGGAGCAUGGACCUGGGAAUUGGAGAUCUAUUCCUACCAAAACAGGGUUGGUCAGAUGCAGUAAGAGCUGCAGGCUUAGGUGGACUAAUUACCUAAGGCCAGGGAUCAAAAGAGGCAACUUCACAGAUCAGGAGGAGAAGAUGAUCAUCCACCUUCAAGCUCUUCUGGGCAAUAGAUGGGCAGCCAUAGCAUCAUACCUUCCUGAGAGAACAGACAAUGACAUUAAAAACUACUGGAAUACACAUCUCAAGAAGAAGCUCAAGAAACUAGAACUAAGCCCUUAUGAAGAUCCAAUUCCAAUGUCUAGAGGCCAAUGGGAAAAAAGGCUCCAAACUGACAUUCACUUGGCCAGACAAGCUCUAUGUGAUGCCUUGUCUCCCGAAAAGCCCUCCGCUUCAUCUGAUCUCUCUGAAGCCAAACACAAGCCCUUUCCUGGAUCUUCCCUUUCAUCAAAACCUGUCCAAACACUGACGACUAUUUACCCUUCAAGCACUGAGAACAUAGCUAAGUUGCUCAAGGGGUGGACAAAAGAUCCGGCAAAGCAGGCUCACAGAACGGUGGUGGCGGAUUUAAGCAUGACUGAUUCGACAUCUUCAGGAGGAGGGAUGCCGAGCAACAGGACUGAGGUGUCUGAUAAUGUGUUCGAGUCACUGAUCAAAUUGGAGUCGUUAGAUUCUUCGACCUCUGGUUUCUCCCGAUCAAUGUCACCCGAGAUCAGCCAUCUCCAGGAUGAGAGUAGGCUGAGGUUUGGUGCCGACGAUCAGGAGCAGUUGUCAUUGCUAUUGAAUUGGCUGUUCGAUGAAGCAGGGAAAGAGCAGCUUUGUGAUUUCCCAAUGGCUGAUAAUGCAGAUUCUUUCUGACGUGCUUUAGUCUUUUUCCAGCUUCAUGAUUAUGACUUGAUUUAUGAUUUUUUUUUCUUGUUCAUUUUGGACUUUACUGAUUAAUAUUAUUCCAUUC